Messenger RNA from Acanthosepion pharaonis, 8604 nucleotides. The record is from the annotation of a GenBank genome assembly. NCBI's taxonomy places the organism in Eukaryota, Metazoa, Mollusca, Cephalopoda, Sepiida, Sepiidae.
AUGGAGCAGCGCUAUUCGGGCUUUAUUUUGGCCCUCCUCAUCACAUUCGCAUCAGCUGGUCCAAUAAACAUUGAGUUGUUUAAGGAUUCCAGAACAUGUGCGAAACGAUGUAUCGACAACCAUAAGUUCGACUACAAUGUUGGAAAUGUCUAUGUUUAUGAAUAUGAAGCCAAUUCGAAGACAGGCAUUGUUGGGGCCUCUGAAGAUUCGGCUUCCAUUCGCAUUAAGGCCACCGUCGAAAUCGAGGCGACAUCUUCGUGUGACUUUCAGAUGACGCUAAAAGAGGUUUCUUUGUUGGAUCCAUACCGAAGUCAAGAAGCAAGGUUUUCACCUUCUGAAUUCAGUGAGACAUUGGCUCAGUGGCCAUUACGAUUCUCUUUUCAAGAUGGCAGAAUUGAAGACCUGUGUCCAAACGCCGAAGAUCCAUCUUGGAGUCUUAAUAUCAAAAGAGGAAUUCUUUCCGCCUUUCAGAACUCCAUGACACGAUUUGACUUGGACCAAACUAUCACUGAGACUGACAUCACCGGCAGCUGUGAGACUAAAUACACAGUGUCUGAAUCCGGGGAUGAUACUAUUAUCAAAACCAAAGACUUCGUUAGCUGCAAACACCGACAAGGAAUACAUUCUACUGUCCAGUCUAUUGGUUACGAUACUGAUUCACAUAUCCAGAGCCUGGCCAUCAUGAAAAGCUCGUACAUUUGCACACAAAAGAUCAACGAAGAGAAAAUACUUGAUGAAUCCACAUGUACUGAGAAGCAUGUCUUCCGACCUUUCUCUAAUGGUGACAACGGAGCCUCAACUGUCAACACUCAGGAAAUGCGAUUCGUACGAACCAAAAGAGGAGGAAGAGCACGUCAAGACGAGAUCAGGCAGCGGACAGAUUUGCUGUUCUCGCACCAGUUCGGUGCCAGGAGCAGUGGAGACUCUGAAGACAAAAUCAAAACGAAACUUCAAGAUCUUUGCCAGAUUUCUCAGGAUGAUGUACGACCCGAGCAACCACAGCAUUUCAACGAACUCGUCAGAGAAAUGAAAAAGGCAGACAUCUCUACAUUCAAUUCCGUUUACAAACAAGUUAAGAACCAAAGAAUCUGUCGUGGAAACUCAGAGAAAAUCAUGAAAAUAUUUCGAGAUGCCAUUCCCAUGGUUGGAACUAGCAGUUCUCUGCAGUUAAUCAGCGAUUUGAUUUGGAAACGAGAAGUGACUGACACCGAGAAAGACAUGUGGCUUGCCUCUCUUGCUUUUAUCAAGAAUCCAGAAAAAGAAAUGAUCUCAGCAAUUCAGCCUCUUCUGGACGAUAAGAAUGUCGAAGGCAACACAAUUCUUUUAAUAUCAUCUCUGGUUAGUGGCUACUGUUCCGUGAAUCCCAAUUGUGGAGAUGUGGUCGAAGUUACUAAAAUAAUGGACACACUGGAACGAUUGAUUGGAAAAUGUUCAUCUAAAGGUCCGUUCGAAAAGACGGUGUUUGCUCUUCGUGCCAUCGGAAACAUUGGACACUCAAAGAGUAUUGUUCCUCGCUUGACUCAGUGCUUUACACGCCGUGAGAAUCCAAUUCAAAUCCGACUAGCUGCCAUUGAUGCUUUCCGGAGAAUUCCGUGCGACGUUAUGAGAGUCGAUCUGUUGGAUUUGUUCAACGAUAUCUCCGAAGAUUCCGAGUUACGUAUCAACGCCUACCUUGCUCUGAUGAAAUGUCCCCACAAGAACGUCUUGAUGCGUAUCAAAGAGGCACUGAGAAAUGAAAAAGCCAACCAGGUCGGCUCGUUUGUGUGGACUCAUCUCACUAAUUUGAAGGAGACAUCUGACCCUCACUUGCAGGACGUGCGAGCGAUUCUUGAAGACGAAGAACUGAAGAAGGAAUUCAAUAAAGACAAGAGGAAAUUCUCACGAAAUUACGAAGGUUCUUUCUUCUUUGACGAAUUCAACGUUGGAGGGAAAGUGGAUAGCAACAUCAUAUUUUCUCCCAAAUCCUUCGUACCACGUUCAGCCAAUCUGAAUCUUACUGUCGAUCUUUUCGGUCGGGCAAUUAAUUUCUUUGAAUUUGGAACAAGAAUGGAAGGAGUUGAACGUUUCUUGGAGCGUUACUUUGGAAACGGUGGUUAUUCCAAAAGUAAAAGCAAUUCUGGAACAAGCCAAAAAUCGCAGAUAGGAACAUUCGACAGCCAGUAUAAAGUGGACAUUGAUACUUUGAAAGGAUUUGCUUAUAUUCGAAUGUUUGGAAACGAACUCGGAUUUUGGCAAUUCGAAGAUCCGAAUUUAUCUUUCUUCAAAAAUUUCGACACCAAGAAAUGGGUCAAAGACGAGAAGAUUACUUUCAGCAAGAACAUGGCUUUAAUGGAUACGCACUUAAUUGUCCCAACGAUUAUGGGUUUGCCACUUAACCUGACUGUUGCUGCCACCGCCUCUGUCGAUGUAGAGGCGAUGGGUAAAAUGAACCUGGCUUCAUUAAAAAAUAUUGAAUUCGGUGGAAGUAUUAAACCAAGUGGUUCUGUAAAUGUGGUUAGUGAAAUGACCGUCGAUGCGUUCGCCACAAAAGCUGGGCUUCGCAUGAAUUCGAUGGCGCACUCCAGCACGGAAGCAAAAAUGAGUUUCAAGAUGAAAAACAGCAAAAUGUUAGAAUCAAAAUUCGAACUGCCGAAAAAGAGAAUGGAUAUCAUUACAUUUAAAUCUGACUUCGCCAUUAUCCAGGGUGACAUGGUCAAAAAACAGAAAAUGAUUGAGGAUAACCGAGUCAACAAAAACAAAUGUACGGGUGAGAAUUUUAACAAAAUUACAGGGAUGAAACUUUGCACCCAGUUUCAAUUUGCCAAUGCCUCAAUGAGACGAGAUGCGCCAUACUUCCCAUUCACCGGUCCCGUGAUGAUGCAAGUGGAACUCAUUAACCAAGAUGUACCCGACGGCUACAUGAUGAGAAUGCACAUGAACGAGGCAACACAAUCUGGAUUUGUAAUCGACACACCUAAUUCGAGAACCAAUCGAAAGAUUUCAUUUGAUUUUGAUGUCAAAAAUAUAGAUAAGAAGAUCGAAUUUGAUUCUCCAUGGAUGAAAUUAACCUUUAACGGCAAACUUUUAAAAAAUCGAAACAACCGUCUUCUCUCAGGUGAAGUUAUUUUGGACAACAAGAAUUCCAAAGUCUACAAAUACUCAGCUUCAUUCCAGCUGGAUUAUAUGUCGGUGAAAGGCAAAGCAACAUGGAAACCUAAGAUUGUUAUAAUGUCACCGACUAGAAAGAUGGUAGUCGAUGGUACUGUCACUAGGCUUGGAAAGGGUAUAGACGCUGACCUCAAAGCGGUUGGAUUCUACCGGGACGAGAUUUCUUUGAAACUGUCUACUGUGAUGUCCAAGCGAGAAUAUUCUUGUAUUACAACUUUACGAUUCGGUCCCAAAGAAUAUUACUUGAAAGCUAAAGUUGGUAUGCUUCCCAAAAGCAAAGCAGUACAAUACUCACCGGAACUUCUUUUCAUCGCGGGAGGAAAAGAACUCGUGAAAUUAAAAUCAUCUUUACUGUAUAAUCCAAAGUCAAAGAUUAUCAUCAACGUUAAGCUGGAUAAAGUUUUCUCCAAGAUUGUCGCCCUUAACAUGCGAAUAAUAAGGAGUAUGGCAAAGAAGAAAAAGAACCUCUUGCAUUUUAAUCUGAAGGGACCAAAUGUUCUGGUAAAUGUAAAUGGUCAAAUGGAAAUUAGUGUUAAACGAAUUACCACCAAAGUCACCUCUUCAUAUGAUAUUGGUAAUUACCAGGAUAAACUGAUAAUAUACAGCAAAUUACAAAAUAUGAGUACCAAAAGUACAGCCAUAUACGAUGGUGAUCUCACUGUAAACAGCAAUCAGAACAAAAAUCAUAACAUCGCAUUGAAAGGUCGAUACGGAAUAGCUAAAAAUCACUUUGAGAAAAAUUUCUAUUUCGAAAUAGGAAACCCGAAGAAAGAUUCCGAAAAGAUCUCAUUUGAAUCAAUACUGAACUUCCAUUUUAAACCAAUGAUAAAGAAUCUCAAGUACUCAAUGGCCUUGAAAAUACCGAGUAAAAAUGUGGACGCAGGGUUUAAACUGAACCACUUAAACUCACAGAAACUUCAAACCGUUAAAGUUGAAAAUGACAUGGAAGUUAAAUACGGCCCAGAUAAAUCAGCAAGCACUAAAAUCCAAUUCAACAUGAAGAAUAAGAAAAACUUUGAAGCAUCAGUGCUCCGCCGGUCCAAGAAUGCUAUUCUUGAUAUGACGUUGAAGUUCCCCUCACAGUCCAAGGGUGUGCGAUUAAAGACGGAACUCGAUUGGCAGAAAGGUGACACGUUAUUCAAAAGCAGAACAGAAUUUAGCAUGAACCAGGAUCCGAAUAACAUACUCACAGCACAAACAGAACUUCUGAAAGAUGACAAUAGCAAAUACACUCUAACGAUGGCUGUAAUGCAUCCUAAAAGUAAUCUUAACCUGCUGACGACCUUCCGCAUGUUUGAACUGAACAACAAGCUGACAGCCAGCAUGGACAUGAAGUAUGGAAACCAGAAUGCCAAUUGGAUGGCAUAUUUAGACAAAAAUAACAAUGAAGUCAGCAUGCAGAUGCGAUCUCCGAAACAUUCUCUAGAAUUAGUUGGUCAUUAUAUUAUGGAAGAUGAUUACGAAAUUUCCGCCAAAAUGCUCGAAGGAUCUGGAAGACCGAUGGAAGCUUACAUUAAUUUGUCUCCGUCACGAAAGAAUCUGAAAAUUCAAGUGGACUACGAGAGUAGCGGGCCAGAGAAAUCUUACCGCAUUGAUGGCAAUCUGAUGACAAACAAAUUGAUAAUGGUCGAAGCCUUCAAAAUGGACAACGAUGACACAAUGACGGAUGUACGAAUGGAUUUCAAAAUGGAAGAUUCAAAUAUUAUGCAUGGAAAGAUCGAAUGGAGACCAAAUAUGAUUGUCGAACUAAACGAAUACCUAUACAGAAAAAUGUUGGAAAAUACAAACCAGAUGAAGGCUAUAAUGCAGGAUUUCUAUAUAACCAUGUCGGAAGAAAGUAAAGUAUUGACGAACGCUUUGCGGAGAGCCUAUCAGCAAGAAAUUGGUGAAAUUGACAAUUACAUGUCGAGGGAGUUCAAUGAAAUUUCUCGUGAAACGAUGGAGAUGUUUCAGCACGUCAGUGAAAUGUAUGACCGCAAUUAUCUUAAUUUCAGAUCAACCUUUGGUCAUGUGUUAAAACUUUAUUAUGAGUUCGAAUAUAGACUGGUGCGUGCAAUAAGCUACUUUGAGUACCACUUCCGUGAAGGAUUUAUGCAUUAUUACAGAAUGCUUAUUCCAAAGAUUAGAGAAGCAAUGACGAAAUAUAAUCAACUAUAUCAGGAGUCUUACAGAAAAUUAGCUUACGACAUUGAGCAAGCCAAAUUAUAUGUCAUGAACAAGCUGACGAGGUUGAAUAAACAGUGGGAAAGAACUCGAGACGAAUAUUUGCGAAAGCUCAAUGAACUUAACAGAAGAACAUAUCAAGCGUUUUUCAAUCACAAAUACACAAAGGCAUUCAUGAUGGCAAUAAAUCACAGAUGGGACGAUCUGGUUGAUUUUCUGAGAAGAAAUCAAAUGAUGAAACCAGUCUCGGAUGCGAUUAGCUAUUUGCAAACGAACAUGAAAGAUUUCAAUGAGCAAAUGGAACAAUUGAUGGAUAAGAUCAAAAACCAUCCCGCCAUGAAUGAAAUCGUUUCCGCCAUGAACGAACUCUAUCAACAGCUUGUUUGGGCUUACAAGUAUUGGGAAAUUGAAGAGACAGUAAGGAAUUUAGACGACAAAGUGAAAAAUUAUAUUACCAGCACGGCGAACCAUUACCGAGAACUGAUCUUUAGCAUGAACCAGGUGGAACUCAUUACAUUUGACUUGCGUAGAGGCGAGAUUGAAUUUAAGAUGCCAGUUGUGGUGCCAAUGUUUAUAAUGAAAAACAAGGAGAAGGCAGAGGAAUUUUGGAAAAUGAUGAAGGUUACCGUGAACAAGUUCAAUGACUGGCAAAUAGAGUACAAUUUCACAAUUGCCGACUUCUAUUAUUCUAUGAAGCCGUCUUCAAAUCCUGCCGACUGGAUACCGCCAUUUAAAGCUCAAGCGUCGAUCUUUAGAGAUCAACACAUCACAACAUUUGAUGGAACGCAUUUGGACUUCAAAGGAACCUGCAGUUACAUUUUGACACGGGACUUUGCCGACAAAAGUUUCGUUGUUAUUGCCAACUUUGGUCGCAUCAACAAUGAUCAGAAGAUUGAAUCCAUCAUUUUCUACGAUAGAUCUGAAAAAUUAGAAAUAUUCCAUGAUUACGAGAUUCGACACAAUGACAACAAAGUGGAUUUACCCAUCAUUUUGAAAGAUGUAUCGAUUAACCGCAUCGGCCAUAUAUUGGAAAUACGCAGAAAUAGUGGAUACACCAUCACUUUCAUUCCAAGCCAAGGAACAGUCGUUGUAGAUAUCAGCGGUUGGUACUUUGGAAAAGUAGCCGGAUUGCUUGGCACUUACAACAACGAACAAUUUGACGAGAUGUUAACGUCAGAACAACGUCCAGCGAGAAAUGUUGAAGAAUUUGCUUUCUCGUGGGCAAUGCCCAUAUGCAGAUCACGUCAGAACUAUGCCCAUCCCGAACGCAAAUUCCACAGAUGCACUGAUUGGUUUAUCAGUUCAUACUCCCCAUUUAGGAGCUGCUUCCGACAGGUUGAGCCUGACAGUUUCUACCACGCUUGCAAUACAGGACAUGCUCCCCCAGUAGACAUUUGCACUGUGGCACGAUUUUAUGUUGACCGUUGCAACGAAAAGGGUGUACCAUUGAAUAUACCGAAGCAAUGUUUGAUGUGCAAAACGAAACUGGGACACGUGAUCUUGCCUGGCGUAGAAGUUCAAUUUUCGGACAACCUUAGAGGAGACGAAAUCGAACAUUCGGCUGACAUUGUGUUUGUGGUGGAAAAACGUAAAUGCAAUGAGAAAAGUAUCGCCGAUUUGAAUAGAAUUAUUCAAGAACUUGAAGAAACGCUGAGAAACAUUGGAAUGACAAAUAAUCGUUAUGGCUUGGUAGGAUUUGGUGGAGAAAAUAUCCGCGGAGAAUAUUCUAUAACAAUUAAAUCUGAGUUGAUGGCCACCGCUGGUCUAAUCAUGAAUGAAGUGAGAAAACUUGACUUAUACGAUGGCUACAGCAAAAUCCAUCCCUUGAAAGCCAUAAGCCUUGCCGCUCAAUACCCGUUCCGACCAACAGUCCGCAAGGCAAUCAUCCUUGUCACCUGCAACAUGCUCUGCAAUCGAAAGAUCUCCUAUCAGCAAGUGUUGAAUCAGCUGAAAGAACAUGAUAUUGCUUUGCAUCUUUUACAGGAAUAUGAUUUUGAAAUGUUGGGCAAUAAGAGCCCAAAGACGACGAACCUUUAUGGUAUUGACAGUAAACAAGUUUUUACUAAAACAGAUAACGAUGCUAAGGAAAAAAUGUUUGAAACAAUCAAAUUGCCAAGCGGUGAUUGUGCAGAAUUGGCUCUUGCUUCAAACGGAUCAGUCUUUGAUGCCGCUAAAAUGAGCCGAGGUGAUAAAUCGAUUUUUGUCAACAGAUUUACUCAGCGUAUCACGGAUUCUUUAGAAAUGGUCAACUGCCAAACGUGUGUCUGUAGCCAAAACAAAAUGGGAAUGGCCCAGUCAAUCUGCACAAGAUGUCCUUCCAUCCCUAAAAAAGAUCCUCAGUUCAUCAACGAAACAUAUCAAAUUGAAUUUAUUUACAACUUGUUUUACGAUAUCUAUCUCAGUCUGUUUCUAUCUAUCUAUCUAUCUAUCUAUCUAUCUAAUGCUUUUUCCGGUUUCCUCGUCGCUAUUUUUCCCAUAACACUAUUCCAUUCUGUUAACAUCUAUCUAUCUAUCUAUCUAUCUAUCUAUCUAUCUAUCUAUCUAUCUAUCUAUUUCAGUUUGUUCUCCUAUCUAUCUAUCUAUCUAUCUAUCUAUCUAUCUAUCUAUCUAUCUUCUCAUGGAUUAAAGAUUUCAGCAACUAAACAUAUAUUGGGAGAGUUUCAAGAAGAACCCCAGAGAAGAAACCAAACAAACAGAAGAAUAACAUUCGAAGCAAAAGGAGGAGUUCAUUCGAUUUUAUAUGCAAACAAAAAAGAAUGGGAAUAUCUUCCGGUUUCGACUAUGGAAGCUGCUAAGAUAAUCGGAAACAUAAUUUUUGCGUUGCUGCAAUGUGUCAUUUACACGGUUGCCGACUGCUAUCCCAGAGAAUUCAAAAUGUUGACGGGAGGAUACAACAUUUAUAUGCAGAGUGGCUUUCAGCCGGUAUUUAAAAGGGUGAAGCUGAAUGAUAUAAGACAAUGUGGCCAAUUGUGCGCGGAGAAGUACGUCUGCAAUGUUUGGCGAUAUGAUGGCGGAGACUGUCAAAUUUUCCACUUCAUGAAGGACAAUGUGACAGCGAUAAAAUCCUCAACUCUAACAACAAAGACAUAUUAUGAAUCAGGCGAAGAUAGCAAAUGGAUUGAAAUCUAUUCUGUGGCAAGCAGUAGUGGAAUCAAUGUUUUUUCAACCUUUUUGGGAAAUGGAGACUACAAGAAUUUGGGGAUAAUGACCUGCCUUCAAUCAUAUUGUCCCAAAUUCUUUCGUAGUUCUUUGAUUAAUGCCUGGGAUACUCUGCCAAUAUCUAAAGUAAGGUGA